GGGCCAUUUCCUUCCCCAACAGAGGGACCUGAACGCAGGCUGGUGCAGACAUGGUGCCCCUGCUGCUGCUGCCCCUGCUGUGGGGGGGGUCCCUGCAGGAGGACUGGGGGUACAAGCUCCAAGUGCAGGACACGGUGACGGUGCCAGAGGGUCUGUGUGUGCACGUGCCCUGCACCUUCUCCUAUCCCAGGAGCUCGUGGCCUACCCGUGAGAGGCCCUACGUGUACUGGUUCCGGAGUGGGGACAGCUCCCAUAACUCUCAGCCUGUGGCUACAAAUGAUCAAAAAACAAAGGUGAAGACAGAGUUCCGGGACCGGUUCAUCCUCGUCGGGAAGCCCGGGGAAAACGACUGCUCCCUGAGAAUCAGAGAGGCCAGGAGGAGCGACCAGGGACUCUACAGGUUCCAAAUAGAGACAGACUAUCGGAGAUAUACUUACAGAGAUAAGCAGCUGAACCUGCAGGUGGCAGCCCUGACACAGGAACCCGACAUCCACUUUCCGGAGCCCCUGAAGUCUGGCUAUCCCACGAACCUGACCUGUAGUCUGCGGGGAAUCUGUGAAGAAGGAGGACCUCUCAGCUUCUUCUGGGUGGGGGGUGCUCUUGACUCGCUGGACCCCCAGACCCUCCACUCCUCGGUGCUGACCCUCACCCCGAGGGUGCAGGACCAUGGCAGCAACCACUGUCAGGUGCACCUGCCAGGAGGUCAGGGCACCGUGGAAAGAACCAUCAGGCUCAAUGUCUCCUACGCUCCACAGUUGAUGACCACGCGUGUUUUUCAGGGAAACUACACAGUCCCGAAGAUGCUGAGCAACGGCAUGUCACUGCCUGUCUUGGAGGGUCAGUUCCUGAGCCUAGUCUGCAUCGCUGACAGCAACCCCCCUGCCUUGCUGAGCUGGUCCCGGGAGGGCAAAGCCCUGAGCCCCUCCCAGCCCUCGGCGCCUGGGGUCCUGGAGCUGCUCCACGUAGGGGUGGAAGAUGAAGGGGAAUUUACCUGCCAGGCUCAGAACACGCUGGGCUCCCAGCACAUCUCCAUCAGCCUCUCUGUGCACAGUAGCCCCUCUUCCUGCAACUGUGUGACUGAGAAGCAGGAGGGCUCCUGGCCCCUGGUCCUCACCCUGAUCAGAGGGGUCCUCAUGGGGGCUGGCUUCCUCCUCGCUUAUGGCCUCACCUGGAUCUACUACACCAGGUGCAGGGGACCCCCAGGGAUCGGGGCCGAGAGGCCUGAGUGAGCCUUUCUCCUUCUCAAGACGGGACUGAGGUGUGGACCUGGAGCCCAGGGGGACAGAUAUGAGACGUCAUGGUCAGCUUCUUCCUGGAACCUCUCAACUCAAACCUUCUCCACUGUACCCCUGGAGUUUAAUUUGGGGAGGUGAAGGAGCGAUGACACAGAGAGGCCAACACCAUCAGAAGUUACUACUUACGUUUCCCAAGGAAACGGGGCAUGCCACGCCAUGCAGGGCCAUGCGAGAAGAAGCACCACGUUUUGGCUGGGAGGCAGAAGCAGGUACAGGGGAGGCCUCGCAAAAGCCUUUCCUGGGGUUUGUGUGAGAAAGACAAGGCCAGGAGUAUAGUUCAGGAUCAGCUAGUCUUGAGUAAUUCUGGGGGGCCUUGACCUAAAGGGGUGACUCUAGUUGUCUGCGACCUGUCCUUGGUGAUUUAGGGCAGGGUGUGUGGGUUAGAGAAAAGUGGUGUUUGGGGCGUCUGGGUGGCUCGGUUGGUUGAGCAUCUGCCUUCAGCUCAGGUCAUGAUCCCAUGACCCUAGAGUCCCCGGAUUCAGCCCUCCAUCAGGGCAGGGAGCCUGCUUCCCCCUCUCCUCUGCCCCUCCCCCUGCUUGUGCUCUCUCUGUCUCUCUGUCUCUCUUUCAAAUAAAUAAAUAAAACUUUUUUUUUUUAAAGGGUAUUUGGGGGACACGUGCUGGGGAUUGGUUAGUUUGAUCUGAAAGUUGAGCUCCCGGCAGAACUCUUUGCCAUCUCUAAAAACUGGCUAGCCCUAGGAGGCGCCAUCUCUCCCCAGAUGGCAAGCUUUUUAAGGAAAAAAGGAAGUAAAAACACACCAUAGCUGAUGCCCCCUUGUUUCUGCCUAAGGCCAGUCUCCAUCUGCUCAGCCUGCCUCUCCUUGCUGGCUCUGCCCAUCCCACCCCUCCCACCCUCCUCCUCUCCAUCCCCAGCCCUGCCCCUGUAAGGGAGCUUACUUCCCAUGACCUGCUCAACCCCUGAGUUUCUGGUCUCUCAAACUUCCCUCUCAGUGUAGACGAUAGUGCAUAAUAGAGUCAAGAAUACAGCUUUUCUUUCCCAGAUGAGAGACACCUACCUCAUAAUAAUUGCUACAGAACAUCACAUUUAAUUAUAAAUAAAAGUUUUAUUAAAGAUGCAACCUAAAAAUUAAUUUUACUGUUUAAUGUCUCUGUGGAAGUUUCGAGAGCAAAACUAUGUCUCAAUCUUCUAUCCUUUUUUUUUGUUGAACACGGUCUAAAGAAGACUUUUUAUGUAUUCAUUGUGUUUGGAGGUCUAACUUAAAUUGAUUAAAUAAUCAAAUCUAAGGAGUGCAACUAGAUGAAUGCUUACCUGUGUGCACACCCUUGC
Molecule: messenger RNA, 2582 nt
Organism: Lutra lutra (Eurasian river otter)
Lineage: Eukaryota; Metazoa; Chordata; Mammalia; Carnivora; Mustelidae
Product: sialic acid-binding Ig-like lectin 14
Biological process (GO): cell adhesion
Cellular component (GO): plasma membrane
Molecular function (GO): sialic acid binding
Source: RefSeq, a predicted model, not a curated record